This is a messenger RNA of Alternaria ethzedia, 822 nucleotides long. RefSeq lists its product as uncharacterized. The record is from RefSeq and is a predicted model, not a curated record. NCBI's taxonomy places the organism in Eukaryota, Fungi, Ascomycota, Dothideomycetes, Pleosporales, Pleosporaceae. The transcript has a single exon. The coding region runs from base 1 to 822 and encodes 273 amino acids.
AUGCGCUACUCGACCGCCUUCUCCGCCGCCAUUCUGGCUGGCUCUGCGCUCGCCGCUCCCUCCUACGGUGGUUACGGCAGCCAGCACAAGCACGUCAAGAACGUCCACGUCGUCGUUGAGACUGUCGUAAAGACUGUCUACGUCACCGAGGGCUACGAGAUCCCCAAGCCUACCAGCUCUUCCGUCAGCGCUGCGUACGAGGCCCCGGCCAAGAACACCAUGCCCGCCUACGCUCCCGUCAAGCCCACCAGCACUGCCGUCUACGCUCCUCCCCCUCCCCCUGCGCCCACCAGCGAGGCGCCCAAGCCCACCACCACCAUGGUCUACCAGCCCGCUCCCCAGAAGCCCACCACCUACGACGCUCCUCCUCCCCCUGCUCCCACCAGCGAGGCUCCCAAGCCAACCACCACCCCCGCUGCUCCCGCUCCCGCUCCUUCCAGCGGUGGAUACAUGGGCAUUGUCGAGGAGGCGCGUGCCAAGCUCGGCAUGAAGUCUCUCGAGUGCGACUCCAAGCUCGAGUCCAACGCCAUGAACGUCGUUGUUGAGGGCAACGGUGUCAUGAAGCACAAGCUUAACCCCGGCACUUACGGCCAGGUUCUUGCCCCCGGCAAGCCCGACAUGGAGUCCUUCGACCACGUCUUCUACGGUGGAUGGCUCUGCGAGAUCCCCAGCCUGCCCGGUCUUGAGGAUGUCUGCGGCAGCGCGUCCAAGGGCUGGAACUACGAGGGUCAGACCGGCCACGCUGAGAUCCUCACCUCCGACCAGUACACCAAGAUUGGUUGUGCUAACCACGAGGGUAUCUGGUGCUGCGACCUUGCAUAA